GGUCGAGGAGGACAGGCACAGUCACUCAGCUCCUCCGCUGGAACGGACGAAGACGUUCGCUCUCCGUAAAGUUCUUCACCUGUGUGUGUCGUGCGCACUUGGACUAUUUGUAUUACUCGUCUCAACAUGAUUCCGUGUUUGAAACCGACGACCUCGGCGGCUUCCAUGAUGCUGCUUUUCAGCACGCUCGUGGCUCUGUGUCCCGCCUACGUGCUCGUGCACCCGGCUGGUGUUGUGCCCCAGACUCAGGUGGUGUACCAGUCGCCGCAUCAACCACCUGUGGUGCCCGUGGCGGGUCCGGGACAGCCACACGUCAUCUAUCACUAUGGACUCGGAGGCGUGAGGCCUGAACUGCAGCCUCCCGUAGUGUUCGUGAGAGUGGUUCCCGCGUAUCCGCCCCCGAACCAGCCUCCCCUGCAGCCCCCGUUCAUCGAGGAAGUGCCACCCGUGUUCAAGAACCCACCUCCAGACCCCGAAGACACCCCGCCUGCCAAGAAGCCCGGCGUCCACGGACGCGGAGGUCGCCGAACGGACUGUCCCGAGGUGGACAACAAGAAGGGAAUCGCGCCGCCACCCACCCGUAAGCCCUCGAAGAGGGGCCGCGGCACUCAGGCGAGGAAGUCCAGGAGGCCGCCGGCGGAGGCGACCACCCGAAGACCGCCCAGCAAGGCCAACCGCCGCGUCGACCCCAAGAGCGAACGCCUGAGGACCGAGAGACUAACCGCCGCCAAGAAUGCCUAAUACUCUUCCCGAGCCGUCCGCGAGCUGUCUGCGGCGCCCCCUAUCCAGUUUUCACCACCGGCGGAUUCCGUCAUGUUGCCUCUUCUGAUUGGCUCUAAGCUCAGGGCCACGUGCUCCCUGAUCGUUUCCGAAACUGCAACGUGGCGGAGUUCCGCCGUCGGUGAAAGGCUCGUAACGAGGACCAACGAAUGUUUCGUAGACGGCCGAGAGAGUCGUUGUCUGAUUGCUGCGAUGCUUUCCUCUGCGAGUCUGCGCAACUGUGACGUCUGCUCGAAACUGGCUGAAAGCCCUUUGUAGCUCUCAGUGGGGUCGUAUACAAAGGGCGUGUUUCCGUCUUCUUGGCGCGCAUUCUAGUACCAUAGCCCUGAACCCUUUCCGCUCGAGAAUUCCAAUGGCGCAGGGUAGUCUAGAAAGCUAACAGGAGCUGCAAUGACUUCAUCUAUCACAAUGUCUUACGAUAGCGGAGAUAUCGCUUAUGUUGUUGGUUGUUCCGUACGAAAUGAAACACUGAGACAGCUCGUGCUCCAUGAACACCAGAAGAACAAUGCAGACUGCGGACUUAUGGAGCUGAGCUAUUUAAUAAACACAGCUGCAAAAAAGAAAAAAAAGGGCAUUAAGACUCGUAUGUUAGGCAGCUUGAUCAGGAAAAUACCAGACGUGUUAAAAAGAGACGUGUUGCUUACAUGACUCCGUGGCGGCUUUCGGCUGACGAAGAACAAAUAAAUGUGACGUCGUUUGUGUCACGGUUUAUUUGCGAAGGUUCUCGCGCUGAAUGACUGGACCAACGUAACGCAUACGACAAAUACAACGGCCGAUUAUAGUGCAUGGUUUUUGCACGCGCAUAUCGAGGAAGCGGUGCCACUUUCCAGAGGAUUGACUGUAAACGCGGACGGUGAAGACUGCGUGCGUGAACUGCAGUAACCCCGUGCAACGCUUGGGGUGUUUUUAGUCAUAUAACAUAAACUUAGUCAUUCCACUUAUUCCAUCCACCAUCGAUUCCGCGCAUACAAACUUCGACCGGCAGCCGGUAUUUCUGGGUUCGAAGCCAUCGCAAUGUCGACGUUGUCUUGCAAACCCUCGCCUUGUAUAAAGCAAGACCCAGACGCACCGGCAUGUUUGGGCUCGAUCGUCAUACUUCAUCAAAAGUAAUUUAUCUACGUGUUUGCAUUCAUUUUAAGUUUAUUUCUCUGUAAAUAAACACAUAUAUUUUAUCCA
This is a messenger RNA of Dermacentor silvarum, 1956 nucleotides long. RefSeq lists its product as uncharacterized. The transcript has 3 exons. Lineage: Eukaryota; Metazoa; Arthropoda; Arachnida; Ixodida; Ixodidae. The coding region runs from base 127 to 741 and encodes 204 amino acids. The record is from RefSeq and is a predicted model, not a curated record.